CAGCAACACAAGACAAAAUCGCAAGCCGGCCGGUCAAAACGGAGAGCCAGCUCGUCGGUUUCAAAGUCACAAGCAGCCACUACAACAUUCUCUAUUGAAGACGGCAGCCCCAGUACCUCAACCGCCACCAGUAAUACCCGGAGGAAGAAAAAGACGAUCCGUGAAAAGAACAGGACUGCCGCGACAAAGUACCGCAACAAGAUAAAGAAGGGCGCCGAGGAGCUGCAGGAGAUGGAGAGCCAGCUCUCCGAGAAGAACAGAAUUCUCAGCGGACAUGUCGAGUGCCUGCGUAACGAGAUCCUGUCGCUCAAGACAGAGAUCCUGCGGCACGGCACCUGCGAGAGCCCGCUGAUACAAGAGUACAUUAUGGAGACGGCC
Molecule: messenger RNA, 378 nt
Organism: Microdochium trichocladiopsis
Lineage: Eukaryota; Fungi; Ascomycota; Sordariomycetes; Xylariales; Microdochiaceae
Exons: 1
Biological process (GO): regulation of transcription by RNA polymerase II
Molecular function (GO): RNA polymerase II cis-regulatory region sequence-specific DNA binding; DNA-binding transcription factor activity, RNA polymerase II-specific
Source: RefSeq, a predicted model, not a curated record